ACCCAGGAGUCCUGUCUGUUACUGCUGCCUCCACGCGCAGAGGCACAAGCCGCAGCUAUCUCAGAGCAGGAGAUUAGCUGUCUCCUGCACCCAGGGUUGCCAUGUCCCGAGCGUGAUUAGAGGUGACCUGUGACUGGGACAAAAGUCCACCCUCCUUGUCGCGUCGCACUUUGAGUUGUUUUCCAGGCUGCUGGCAGCCCCCUCGGAGGGAAGAGGACUGAACCCAGCAGGGUGGGAGAUUGCCUGGCCCCCAGCCCCAAACCAAAUUCCAACUGCCCAGCACUGUUGAGGGCAAGGCCAGGCACCCAGCCUCAUCUCGGCAGGCGCUUCAGGGACUGGGAACACAUGGGGAUUGGAUAAGCAGCCCCCAAAGGAUCUGUAUGGGCCAGGAGGGGUCAGGCAGCAGCUGGGCCUGAGCAGGUUCGUUCCACAGCAGCAGAGAUUCUCCUCCAAGGAUCCACUCCGGACAGCUGCUUUAGCUCCUGAGCCGGAGGCUGGUCGGUCACUGCAGAUCCCAUAUCCCCCUUUCGUUCCCCACAUCCUAGCUGUCCUCCUGGGCUCCGAUUCCUUGCGGGGUUACCCCAAGAUGAAGGUCUACAGAGAAAAAGAGGAUGUCAUUCUGGACCCAGACACAGCUCACCCCAGUCUGACCCUUUCCAAGGAUCGGAGAAGUGUGACAGCCACAAACACAAGGCUGGCUCUGGCCAAUGACCCGGGGAGAUUCGAUGUUUACUCCUGCGUGCUGGGCUCUGAUGGCUACAUAUCAGGGAUGCAUUAUUGGGACAUGGAGGUGGCCGGCACAGGGGGCUGGGCUCUGGGUGUCACUAAGGAGUCCGCCAGCAGGAAGGGAUGGUUCAAUUUCAGUCCCGAGCAAGGAACCUGGGCCAUCCAGCUCUCCAUGGGCCAGUACCGGGAAGUCACUGCAGAUUGGAGCCCGCUGGACCCGCCCCAGAGCCCCAGCAAGAUCAGAGUGUAUUUGGACUAUGAAGGUGGGGUUGUGUGCUUCUAUGAUGCAGACACCAUGGCCCCCAUCCACGCCUUCACGUCCUCCUUCAAGGGGAAGAUCUACCCAUUUUUCUGGGUCUGGUCUGUAGGGACUUCCCUUAGACUGUGUCCCCCCGCAACUCUCCAAUAACUGAGGGCACGGUCUAGAGGCUGCUGCCCUUUCUAAGGACAUCAAUGGACAUUGGAUGGUGUUUUGUCUCAGCCAGAGAUUGAAGUGUGAGCAGGGUAAUGCAUCUGGAUUUUAGCCUAUGACGCAGCAUCUCCCGUAAACACCUCUGUUCUGCCUGCCACGCUGCCCCUUGUGCAUGGAUGGGAAAUGCUCCCUAAUAAAACCCAAGCAGCCGCUACCUCCUCCUUCCCCUCCUUAAUUGCCGUCUCUGCCACAAUGCCUCCAGAACUCAGGCUGGUGAUCAGGGCUAGGCAGGUGAUCUGCUGUGACUAUGACUCUUCUUUAUCUUUCCUAUCCUACUCUAUCUCCAAUUGAAAAGAAAUACACCGGGUCCCCCUGUAGCUAGCUAAGCUGGUCCAAUUCUUCCCUGUACCGGAGAAACGAGAAUUCUGGCUUAGCACAAACAUUCAUUGUUUUGUUCUAGAGGGAACUGAUAAAGAUAAGAUGGCAAUGCAGGUCUUUCCUUCUAGGGAUAUAGGGUAUAAACUGGCAAUAAAUACACUGAAGCUGGAAAUAAGGAGGAGGUUUCAAUUCUAACCAUCAAAGGAGUGAGGUUC
Molecule: messenger RNA, 1731 nt
Organism: Chelonia mydas (Green sea turtle)
Lineage: Eukaryota; Metazoa; Chordata; Testudines; Cheloniidae
Product: E3 ubiquitin-protein ligase TRIM7-like
Exons: 3
Coding region: 587-1135 (182 amino acids)
Molecular function (GO): protein binding
Source: RefSeq, a predicted model, not a curated record